Molecule: messenger RNA, 2621 nt
Organism: Salmo salar (Atlantic salmon)
Lineage: Eukaryota; Metazoa; Chordata; Actinopteri; Salmoniformes; Salmonidae
Source: RefSeq, a predicted model, not a curated record
UGGGAACGUUUCUGGGGAAUGCUGCUGUUAGGCUAUUCGUUGUCUGUCCUAGUAAAGGUGCACAGGAAACAGAGCGCUGUGUGUGUUUCUGUCACGUGGCAGUGUUACACCCCUGUUUACUGUAAACCCCUUGGAGAAGGUCCGCGUGUGUGCGCAUGUGUGUGUGCACGCCUGUGUUUCUUGACAGUGGGACACGUGCAAGUGGCAAAAUGCUGUUCCGGUUCAUGCACGUCAGCUAUUAAACCUUCACUCCCUAUAGCUAAUUCUCAUCCUCUGCAUCGAUCCUUACAUGGCGAGAUACCAUGGGGCUAUAUGGUUGACUGACACAGCAGGCCCAUUGCUGUGUCUGUGAUGUUACCAUGGGGCUACAUGGAGGACUGAUACAGCAGGCCCAUUGCUGUGUCUGUGGUGUUACCAUGGGGCUACAUGGAGGACUGAUACAGCAGGCCCAUUGCUGUGUCUGUGGUGUUACCAUGGGGCUACAUGGAGGACUAAUACAGCAGGCCCAUUGCUGUGUCUGUGGUGUUACCACGGGGCUACAUGGAGGACUGAUACAGCAGGCCCAUUGCUGUGUCUGUGGUGUUACCAUGGGGCUACAUGGAGGACUGAUACAGCAGGCCCAUUGCUGUGUCUGUGGUGUUACCAUGGGGCUACAUGGAGGACUGAUACAGCAGGCCCAUUGCUGUGUCUGUGGUGUUACCAUGGGGCUACAUGGAGGACUGAUACAGCAGGCCCAUUGCUGUGUCUGUGGUGUUACCAUGGGGCUACAUGGAGGACUGAUACAGCAGGCCCAUUGCUGUGUCUGUGGUGUUACCAUGGGGCUACAUGGAGGACUGAUACAGCAGGCCCAUUGCUGUGUCUGUGGUGUUACCAUGGGGCUACAUGGAGGACUGAUACAGCAGACCCAUUGCUGUGUCUGUGGUGUUACCAUUGGGCUACAUGGAGGACUGAUACAGCAGGCCCAUUGCUGUGUCUGUGGUGUUACCAUGGGGCUACAUGGAGGACUGAUACAGCAGACCCAUUGCUGUGUCUGUGGUGUUACCAUGGGGCUACAUGGAGGACUGAUACAGCAGACCCAUUGCUGUGUCUGUGGUGUUACCAUGGGGCUACAUGGAGGACUGAUACAGCAGACCCAUUGCUGUGUCUGUGGUGUUACCAUGGGGCUACAUGGAGGACUGAUACAGCAGAUCCAUUGCUGUGUCUGUGGUGUUACCAUGGGGCUACAUGGAGGACUGAUACAGCAGAUCCAUUGCCGUGUCUGUGGUGUUACCAUUGGGCUACAUGGAGGACUGAUACAGCAGGCCCAUUGCUGUGUCUGUGGUGUUACCAUGGGGCUACAUGGAGGACUGAUACAGCAGGCCCAUUGCUGUGUCUGUCGUUUUAAGGUUGCACAUUUUGCAAGCGUUACACCACACAUACACAGAGACCACAUACACUGGAAUGUUUCAGGAACUUUUUGAACACGUCAACUGAGUGUGGAGACCUGGGGUUGAACGCCAGAGUCAGCCAAAGUACAGCGCCCUGAAGAGGAUUUAGAGGUUAAGUGUCUUUCUCAAGUGCACAUUGACCAGACAUUUAGAUACAGAACCUGCUGCUGGCCUGCCUCUAACUGCCUUCCUUAGGAUUGUGUCUGUUCCUCAGUAUUCUGUGGGUCCUCUGGUUUCAUAUUGAGAUGUUUUCCUGGAACAGCCCUGGUGGUGAAAACCACUCAUGUUCUGAAUACAAAGCCAUAGUGGACAUUUUGUAUUUCUCUCCCUGAGUUUCUGAAGUUCUUCCCCUUUAGGAAAUGUUUAAAUGUAUUAGAAAGGAUCUGCAGUGCCAGGUCCUCCUCUCUGCCACUAUUAUCCCUAUCACGGUAAAAAGAGUGAUACAUGUACUGCUAAAAUGUUGUUGUCUUUUUUAACUUACAGCCAAAUGCUCUCUCUGGAAUCUCUGUAAAACAAAACUAAUCAUGAUAUAUUGUUAGAAUAAUUUAUAUGUGUUAGAAUAAUGACUAAAUUGUUCCACUCUGUUAUUAUAGAAUAGGGUGAUAUGUUUAAGAAUAAUGGGAAGAUAAAAUCAGGAUAUGGGGAGAUCGGUUAGCAUUGUAAAACUUUGAGGUUAUAUUCCUUAGUAGGGAUGUAAACUGAUUGAAGUUGUAUAUUAGGUCAAAUAAAAACAUUGGAAAGGUUUCAAACCAAGAGGGUCAUAAAGGGGGAGGGGAGGUGAAAGCCCUGAAGAAUGUGGCAAGUUUUAUGGUUCUUUGUGGUGAGUGGAAAAGUACUGGUUGUUUGAGAAGGGAGUGGUCUAAAGAUAGGAAAAUGUGUGUAUUAUAAAAGGACUGAGUCCUAAUUUUUGACUUUAGAACGUUCUCUGAAUAAAUUGUACAGACCUUUUGCAGAAAGCUGAGUCCUUGCCUAAUUAUUCUUAACCCAGUGUCUUACAAACCUUGGGGAUUGGUCAAGGCUUACUGAUUGUUAAUUUUUAUCAUUGGGAUUGGAAAAUUCCCAUAACAUAUAUGCAUGUCAUUUUUCAUUGAAGUGAUAAAUAUAUGAUAGAUGCACUAUUGUAAAGUGGUUGUUCCACUGGAUAUCAUAAGGUGAAUGCACCAAUUUGUAAGUCGCUCUGGAUAAGAGCGUCUG